Messenger RNA from Pipra filicauda (Wire-tailed manakin), 1274 nucleotides. It is a transcript of the gene FUT7, whose product is annotated as fucosyltransferase 7. The transcript has a single exon. NCBI's taxonomy places the organism in Eukaryota, Metazoa, Chordata, Aves, Passeriformes, Pipridae. Gene Ontology annotation, cellular component: membrane. The record is from RefSeq and is a predicted model, not a curated record. Gene Ontology annotation, molecular function: alpha-(1->3)-fucosyltransferase activity. Bases 1 to 1044 code for a protein of 347 amino acids.
AUGCCCCGGGCAUCACCACUGCCAUGGUCGCCAUGGGGCCGGCCUGGUGUGAAGACCUUGGUCACUGCUGGGGUGUUUGUAACCAUGCUCUGGAACCUGAGGUGCUUCCUCAGCCCCUCCAAUGGCUCCAGAGAAGACUCCAAACACACAGAGCCACUGCUGGUGCUGGUGUGGGAAUGGCCCUCGAAGCAGGUCCCCAAUGUCAGUGGGGACGUGUGCCACGAGCUGUACGGCGUCACAGGCUGCUGGCUCACCACAGAGCGGCAGCUCCUGCACCAGGCCGAUGUGGUGGUGUUCCCCCAUGCCAGGCUUCAGCCUGGCCAGGACAGGCUGCCCAAGGAGAGACCACCAGGACAGAACUGGGUAUGGGUCUCCCUGGAGUCCCCCUCCAACAGUAGAGCUCUAGCAGGAUGGAACCAGACCUUCAACUGGGUGAUGACCUACAGGCAGGACUCAGACAUCUUUAUCCCCUAUGGCAAGCUUGUGCCCAACCGCUCGGCCACUAUGAACAUCCCUGCAAAGACCAACUUGGUAUCCUGGGUUAUCAGCAACUACCACAGGACUCAGAAAAGAGCUGAAGUCUACAAAAACCUCUCCAGGUACCUCCAUGUGAAUGUAUACGGGAAAGCAAACAACAAACCCCUCUGCAAGGACUGCCUCUUGCCAACGACAUCCAAGUCCAGGUUCUACCUGGCCUUCGAGAACUCCAUCCACCGGGACUACAUCACAGAGAAGCUCUGGAGGAACUCGCUGCUGGCCGGCACUGUGCCCGUGGUGCUGGGGCCACCCCGGGCCAACUAUGAGCAGUUCAUUCCUGCCGAUUCCUUCAUCCACGUUGAUGACUUCAACUCCCUGGAGGAGCUGGCCAUCUUCCUGAAGACCAUGAACUCCAGCCGCUACCAGCAGUUCUUUGCCUGGCAGAGGAGGUUCAGUGUGAAGCUCUACACUGACUGGAGGGAGCGGAUCUGCACCAUCUGCACCGCUUACCCCCACCUGCCCCGCGGCCACCUCUAUCCCGACCUGCAGAGCUGGUUCAACUCCUAGUGUGUGCCAGGACCAUUGGGAGGUAUCCAGGCAGAGGAUACAGGGGUGGGAGGUGUGUGGGGCACCCACCUGCAGACCAGGAUGUGGGGUAUGGAGAGAAGGGAGGACCACUCUUGUCCCAACCCAGCUGUUGCCACACUGGGACCUUGAGCAACUCCCCAUGACUUAAUUUUUCUGACCCAAUGUUGACCAUCUUGCCAGAGUGCUGGCAGGACCAGAGGGUGCUUUGG